GAUGUGAAGAUUUGGAUGCUUUCAUACAAGCAAGCACACAUUCAGGCAGCCAAAACAGUACGGAAGAUACACUUCUGAAAAACAUUGAAAUGGUAGGACUUGAAUAUAGCACUCCAACACCAAAAAAUGGGGAUUGCUUUUUUGAAGCUGUAAGUGACCAACUGAUCAGACUUGGUUUACAAAGACAAAAUCCAGCUGUUCUUAGACAGAAUGUGAUUGACUUUCUUGAACAUAAUCCAGCACUAGAGCAAGAAGACGGACAUAUUCACUGGAAUAAUUUUGUUGAGAAUGAUGAUGUGAAGGCAUAUCUGACACGAAUGUCUAAGAAAGGAGAAUGGGCAGAUCAUGUUGUUGUACUAGGGAUGUCAGCUGUCUUAAAAUGUAACAUUAUUAUAAUCACCAGCAGCCCUAACACUCACCCUGAUGACAAUAUCAUUUGGAUUAAUUGUAACAAUGCCUCUGCUGAUCUUCUUCUGGGUCAUAUUUGGGAAAACCAUUACCAAUCAUUGCGUCCAUUUUAUUUAAAACCCAAAACAGGUUAG
This is a messenger RNA of Mytilus trossulus (common blue mussel), 542 nucleotides long. RefSeq lists its product as uncharacterized. The record is from RefSeq and is a predicted model, not a curated record. Gene Ontology annotation, molecular function: cysteine-type deubiquitinase activity. NCBI's taxonomy places the organism in Eukaryota, Metazoa, Mollusca, Bivalvia, Mytilida, Mytilidae. Bases 90 to 542 code for a protein of 150 amino acids. The transcript is spliced from 2 exons. Gene Ontology annotation, biological process: protein deubiquitination.